Messenger RNA from Suillus paluster, 1357 nucleotides. RefSeq lists its product as uncharacterized. The record is from RefSeq and is a predicted model, not a curated record. The coding region runs from base 300 to 989 and encodes 229 amino acids. NCBI's taxonomy places the organism in Eukaryota, Fungi, Basidiomycota, Agaricomycetes, Boletales, Suillaceae. The transcript has 4 exons.
UUUUACUCACUGUCAUACUUCUAGUACUUCUAGCUUUAUCGAUCAUGAUAAUCCGCAAGACUGACUCAAAAGCGAACAAGUGAAUUCGGGGCGCUGUGGCAGAGGUUUGUGGAGCUGAACAUUUGAAACUCGACACAGCCAAUAUUCUAGAAACAUAUAGCUUCACCUAGACGCAUGUCUUUGCACAGAAUUACGACGUCCACGAAACUCUGAUCUCUGAUCUGAGUUAUCAGGAUCAUCAUCGCACCUUCUCCUUCGCACACAGCGCAGCGUUCUCCCUUGGUAUAACGCCCACCAUCAUGAUGAAAUCCUUCCUAUUCGUUCUUUUCUUUUUGCUUGCCAUCGCGGUGGCAUCUCCACUUGAUGGACAGGCUCGCGACCUCACGCCGUCAAAGAGAUUUGCGCUUCCCAAUCUCCCUCGGCAGCCAGAAUCUUUCAAAGCCUUGAACAAACGUACCCCCGCUCUCGGGCCCUCCCCACUUUAUGUUGCUCGUGAGGCUAGUCCAUCAAAGCGCCUCGCUGCUCGUCAGGCCUCUCCUUCAAAGGGGCUGUCAGCUCGACAGUCGGUUGCCUCACCGCGUUAUUUACAUGCCCGUGCUGCGGAGCCAGCCCCGUCUAAGCGGUUUGCUGAGGAUUCCGCAGCACCGCAAAAGCGCAGCCUUGACGAACAGCAUGUCAUGGAGGACGUGACAGAUGUCCAGCGUGGGUUUUGUCUCGACGGGCUCGUGGCUUGCCCCGUUUUGAGCACCCCUGGCCAGUUCCCUCGCACGUUUGUCGAGUGGGAAGCGGUAGGGUUUGAGUGUGUCGAUUUUACGGUGGAUUUGCGUUCCUGCGGUGGCUGCUCCAGUCUUGACCCUAUUGAGCACGACUGCGCGAAGAUUCCAUAUGUUCAGGGCGUAGCUUGCGUUGCUGGCGAAUGCCAAAUCUCAUCUUGCCAACCCGGCUAUUUGCUGCAAAGUGAUGGCCAAAGCUGCUCGCCAACAGAGUAGGCGUGUAGAUUCGUCGGACAUUGCUAAUAGACUUUCUGUUCUUUUUAUGAUGUGGACGAGCCGGUGUUCAUCCUAGACAUUUGACGUUUAUGCCUUUUCGUUCAGUCUUCUUACAGGACUUUCGUUUCGUUGUUAUAUUCCUUUGUGGAUACUAUUCGUGUUACCUGUUUGCUAGUUUUACGGCCCCCACAUAUUUACGACGAUUGGUGCUAACUCAGGUUGUUCUGCUCAAUAGAUAACGCAUUUCGUUGUGCAUAGAUUGCCGCUGAGAUUGAACUGAACAUAUUACGUCACUAUUACUAGUAGCUUAUAAUCUACUAGUACAAACUCGGGUCGGUAGUAAUAGGACUUAAAAUGGACGUCGUUCC